GACGGAAGGAUCACAUUCAGAUCCCACAGCAAUCUGUGCAGCUUGCCUUGGGCUCUGAGUUGGAUCCUUGCACUCUCACCAUGAGCUGUGCCGUCAGGCAAGUCGUGACUACCUGUUCACAAGGCAGGAAUAGCACAGGCAGCUCUGCGGCUGGUGGGGGAAUAAAGGUCUCCUCCGCCUCCUCGGGAAGACACGCUGCCUACGACUUCGGUGGUGCGGUUGGCAAUUUUUCUGGUGGCAGCUUAAGCGAGGGAUUCCUUGGGAAGCAGCUGAGUACUGGCAGCGCUACUGGUGGGAGCUUUGGAGCUACCCAAAGGGGUUGUUCUACACUUGGAUUCAACGGUGGAGGCAUCUGCACGCGAGGUGUUGGUGGUUUCACCAGGGCUGGUUGCAGUGAUGGGAUCUUAUUCGCUAACAAUGAAAAGGCGACGAUGCAGAACCUCAACGACCGCCUGGCCUCCUACCUGGACAAAGUGCGGCUCCUGGAGAGUGACAACGCCGACCUCGAGUGCAAGAUCAGAGAGUGGUACGCCAAGGUAGGGCCCAGCUGCGAACCACGGGACUACAGCUGCUUCCAUAAGGAAAUUGAAGACCUUCAAAACCAGAUCCUGUGUGCAGCCAUGGAGGCUAACAAAAUCCUUCUGAACAUUGAUAACAACAGGAUGACUGCUGAUGACUUCAGAGUGAAGUACGAGACUGAAUGUGGUCUCCGGCAAAACGUGGAUGCAGACAUCUGCAACUUGCGCCCCGUCCUGGAUCAGCUGGCCAGCUGCAAGACCGACCUGCAGCUGCAGUGUGAGGCUUUGACUGAAGAGAUGUGCUGCCUCAAGACCAACCACGAGGAGGAAAUGAGCUGUCUGAGGAAACAGGCGACUGGAGAUGUGAGCGUGGAGGUCAACGCCUGCCCCGGCCCAGACCUCAGAAAGAUCCUGGAGGAUCUGAGGUGCCAGUAUGAAAUGCUGAUGGAGCGCAACCGCAAAGAGACCGAACAGUGGUAUGCCUGCAAGAUGGAGGAGGUGAAUCUGGAGGUCAUCACAAGCAGCCAGGAGAUCGAGUCAAGCAACAAACAGGUCACUGAGCUGAAACGUCAGCUGCAGGCCUUGGAAAUCAAUGUACAAGCCCAGCUCACUAUGAAAGAAAACCUGGAAUCCUCUUUGGCGGAAACCGAGUGUCGCUACAACAAAUACCUGGCUGAGCUGCAGAGCCAGAUCUCCUGCGUGGAGCAGCGGCUGGCUGAAAUCCGAGCAGAAAUGGAGUGCCAGAACCAGGAAUACAAGACCCUCCUGGAUGUCAAAUGCCGCCUGGAGCAGGAGAUUCAAACCUACCACUGCCUGCUGGAGGGGGGACAGCACGACAUCAUAGGGCCAGUGGGAAGAGGAGUCCCUGCGGCGCCGGCCGGAAGAAGCGGUGGGCUUAAAGCUGGUCUGUGUCAGCCGUGCCUGCCCUAAACGUGGGCGCUCUGGCAGGGCUCUGCGGAGAAGAGAGCUUCCCUGCCUGCCCCACUGCACAUGCCCUCAAGGAGGUCUCUUGAAGAACAAACCCUAUGGAAAAAAACCAAAGCAAAACCAGCCUGACAGUUCCCAGUUCUGCUUACGGCACUGGUCUCUGCAGGGUGGCUGCCUCCCACCACCCACGCCGCCUGCUGCCUUCAUUAUCUAAUGCUGCUUCAAUCCAGGCACUGGGCUUUACCCGGGCAAAGCCGUUCUGCUGUCAGUCCUAUAUCACCGAAGCUUAUCUCUAAUAAAACUUUCCUGCCACCUC
This is a messenger RNA of Cuculus canorus (common cuckoo), 1761 nucleotides long. RefSeq names its product keratin, type I cytoskeletal 19-like. Gene Ontology annotation, molecular function: structural molecule activity. The coding region runs from base 81 to 1448 and encodes 455 amino acids. The record is from RefSeq and is a predicted model, not a curated record. Lineage: Eukaryota; Metazoa; Chordata; Aves; Cuculiformes; Cuculidae. The transcript has 8 exons.